AUGGAAGAUUUUUCACCGGGUUCUACGAGCUACAAUGGAACUGUCAAUUCUCAAAGCCGUGGUGGUUGUCUGGAGAAGUGCUUUGAAGACUUCCCAGAGUGCUUCGUGGUCGGUGUGAAGGCUGUGGAUUCCGGUUAUCAAUGCAACAUCUACUACUUACGAAAGUCUCCCAUCAAUUUCAAAUGGACUUCCGAUCCUUCCAUCACUCUUUACAAGUUGGAGAGAGACGAAGUUGAUGUCAAGUGCCCAUUUGCGGUGGACGUACUCAAAUGA
This is a messenger RNA of Haemonchus placei, 273 nucleotides long. The record is from the annotation of a GenBank genome assembly. NCBI's taxonomy places the organism in Eukaryota, Metazoa, Nematoda, Chromadorea, Rhabditida, Trichostrongylidae.